Molecule: messenger RNA, 1392 nt
Organism: Pezoporus occidentalis (night parrot)
Lineage: Eukaryota; Metazoa; Chordata; Aves; Psittaciformes; Psittacidae
Exons: 1
Coding region: 20-1129 (369 amino acids)
Molecular function (GO): RNA-DNA hybrid ribonuclease activity; nucleic acid binding
Source: RefSeq, a predicted model, not a curated record
GUGGUGCAGGUUAUGGAUAAUGGACUAUGGACUUAUUGCCAAACCCCUGUACGAAGCCCAAAAAUCACAUGCCUUUGUUUGGGACAAACCACAGAAAGAGGCCUUCAAAAAUCUGAAGGAGGCGUUAACAAAAUCACCGGCACUGGGACUCCCAGAUUUGACAAAAGGUUUUCAAUUGUUUGUCCACGAAAGACAGAGGUUGGCAAUGGGAGUAUUAACUCAGAAACUCGGAAGCUGGAAAAGACCGGUGGGAUAUUUCUCAAAACACCUGGAUCCGGUGAGUACAGGAUGGCCCUCAUGCUUGAGGGCAGUAGCAGCAGCUGUCAUUUUGAUCCAAGAAGCUAGGAAAUUAACUUUGGGAAAACAUAUCGAUGUGUUUGUGCCACAUAUGGUAACCACUGUUCUAGAACAAAAAGGGGGGCAUUGGUUGUCCCCUAGCCGGAUGAUGAAAUAUCAGGCAAUCCUAAUGGAACAGGAUGAUAUAAACUUGAGAACUACUAAUCUGCUAAACCCAGCAGCUUUUCUAGGAACUGACCUAGAAGAAGGAACUCUUGAACAUGACUGCAUAGAAGUCAUCGAACAUACAUAUGCAACCAGAACGGACUUAAAGGAUGUACCUCUUGAACGACCAGACUGGGAACUCUUCACAGAUGGAAGCAGUUUUGUGGAGAACGGGACACGAUACGCAGGGUAUGCUGUGACAACGCAACAAGAGGUAGUCGAAGCCAAAGCACUGCCUCCUGGAACAUCGGCCCAAUGGGCAGAAUUAAUAGCUCUCACGAGAGCGUUGGAACUGAGCAAUGGCAAAAAGGUAAAUGUAUGGACAGACUCAAAAUAUGCAUUUGGUGUGGUACACAUUCAUGGAGCAUUAUGGAAAGAACGGGGACUUUUAUCCUCACAUGGGACUAACAUAAAGUAUCAAAAGGAAAUUUUAAAAUUAAUAAUUGCUGUGCAAAGACCUAAACAGGUAGCCAUCAUGCAUUGCAAGGCGCAUCAAGGAGGAACUUCAAAGAUAUCUGAAGGAAAUACAUUGGCAGAUCGGACGGCCCGACAAAUAGCCUGGAGGGUAUGGAACAUGAUGGCUUUGAUACCUCUGAAGGUAAGCCCGCUCCACACCUAUCUUCCAUAAAGUCCAAACUAUUCAAAAGAAGAUGAAAAGUUAGCAGGACUCUUAAAAGCCCAAAAGAACUCUGAAGGGUGGUAUGUAACAACAACAGGACAAGUAAUAGUGUCACCGACAAUAAUGCAGAAAAUUCUACAAACUGAACAUCAGAAAUGUCAUUGAGGUGCAGAAGCAUUGGUAACUUAUUUAAAACGAGGAAUAAUUUCCACACAGAUGUUAACUAUGGCAAAAGCAGUGGGAUCGAAAUGUGAAAUUUGUUUGAAAAACAA